Messenger RNA from Limulus polyphemus (Atlantic horseshoe crab), 2472 nucleotides. Its product is annotated as adenylate cyclase type 2-like. NCBI's taxonomy places the organism in Eukaryota, Metazoa, Arthropoda, Merostomata, Xiphosura, Limulidae. The transcript is spliced from 18 exons. Gene Ontology annotation, biological process: cAMP biosynthetic process; adenylate cyclase-activating G protein-coupled receptor signaling pathway; intracellular signal transduction. The annotation marks the transcript as partial. Gene Ontology annotation, molecular function: adenylate cyclase activity. The record is from RefSeq and is a predicted model, not a curated record.
UCGACUAAAGUACUGCUCUUAACAAGCUUUCAGUGUCGCUCGUGACGUGUCCACUUUCGGGUCAGUGCAAGAACAGCCACCAUCCACUUGUCCUGUAUUUGCGACAAAGAACAUUGUUAAUGAUUGUUUGACGAUCUUAUUGAAGUCAGCAGAAUGAAAUACCGCUCCGAAACAAAGGUUGGUGAAAUGACUCCUGCGGUGGACUUGAGUGACCUCAAGCGGCGCUAUUGUGGGCGACUUCAACAUUCCCUCUUUUUAUCCUUGCUAAUGAUAUGUUUGUUGUAUGGAGUUGGCUUCAUGGUUGUCACCCAAGUCGUUUAUGAUCACAACUUUUGGGAUGAUUCUAUUCGAUACCUGACAUUAAUAACUACGCUAGGUGUCUUGUUGGUCAUCUUUGUAUUCCUACUUCCGAUAGAAGGCGUUGCAGAGCAUUUUCGUUGGCUGUUAGGGUUUUUGGUGUGGGCAGCAAUGUUGGUGACGAUCUCGGUGUGGUCAUACGUCAGGCCCCUGCGGGGUAAUACCGACAACCUUUUGCUUGUUUAUCUAACAGUAUUCUGUAUGAACACCAUGUUACCUUUGCCGAGACUACCAGCACUCAUUAUGUCACUUGUUACGGCGGUCUCCCAGGUGGCGCUGUCUGCAGUCUUUGCCAAUUUUGAAACCGAUCAUCUAGGAAAUCAGAUAAUGGCUAACUCAGUGUUCCUGCUAUGUGCUGUAAAAGUAGGCUACUACCAUAGAUUGAUGCGGGACCACGCCCUUGACCGGACGUUCACUGGUACCAGAGGAGUCAUUGAGUCUCGUAUCAAACUAGAGUAUGAGAAAGAACAACAGGAACAACUUCUUCUUAGUGUGAUCCCAGCAUACAUUGCGGCAGAAGUGAAGCGAAAGAUUAUGCUCAAGAUGGCGGACGCUUGUCAAACACCGACAACACAGGCUAAACAGAGAUUUCACGAACUUUACGUUCAAAGACAUCAUAACGUGAGCAUCCUCUAUGCCGAUAUAGUCAACUUUACCCCUCUGUCUGAGCAGCUUUCAGCAUCAGAUUUAGUACAGACUCUCAAUCAGCUUUUCGGACGCUUCGAUCAGAUAGCACAAGAAAAUCAAUGCAUGAGGAUAAAAAUUCUUGGAGACUGUUACUACUGCGUUUCGGGGUUACCUGUUUCAAGGCCUAAUCAUGCUUAUAAUUGUGUUAGAAUGGGCCUUCAGAUGAUUGAGGCUAUCAGAGUAGUACGUGAGGCUACUGAAGUAAACGUGGACAUGCGUAUUGGUAUUCACACUGGAAAUGUUUUGUGCGGUGUACUGGGCCUUCGUAAAUGGCAGUAUGACGUAUGGUCUGAUGACGUCACGCUAGCCAAUCACAUGGAAUCUUCAGGUGUUCCAGGACGAGUACAUAUCACCAUGGCAACGUUGCACCAGCUGGACAAUCAAUUUGAAGUCGAACCACGUCAAGGUCUUCUCAAUGACCAAUUUCGUCUUGACCACCAAGUGGAAACAUUUCUUAUAAUUCCUCCGAAGGUAAUCGUCGAAGAAAUAGAGGAGACACGGUUGAAGAAAAAAGGAUCUGAUACUUCCACUAGGUGUCGCACUUCUUCCAAGAUGAGCAAAUAUGUAGAAUGUUGGGGAGCGGAUAAGCCAUUUGCAAAUAUCUCGGAGACGACCCUUGCUAAAAAUAUUGGCUUAACGAGUCUGGCACUGAUUGAAGGUAACAUUCUACCUGGGGCUGGAGUUUUGGUUGGUUGUCGACAAUGUGUCAACUCUACAGACGACUUCAAUCCGGUGCUGCUUCGUUUCACCGACAGAAGGCUAGAAGCGGAGUACCAACGACAGCCAAAUCCCCAAUUUUUUUGGUACACCCUGUGUACUAACAUCCUGUUUGUUUCUAUCGCUGUCAUUCAUUUGCUUACUCUACCGAUAAAUCUUACCACUGUAACUGUUCUGGUUUCAACAUUCAUUGUUGUUGCAGCUUUAACUGUUGUGUCUUGCGUGCAACAUUUCCAGCAUUCGACUGAGUCAACUACGAGAUCCUUACCUUGCUCAACCGAUGUCGCUUCGAACCAAAUAUUAAGAAUAUUUAUCUUUCUCUUUUCUGUUCUUCUUAUUUUGGCAGCUUGCAUGGUGAACAUGGUGAUUUGCUACACUGAACCACCUGUCAGAACGAAAGUAUAUUUGAAUAUUACUAACUCCACUGGAAGCCAAGAGCAUGACUGCCAGUUUUUUCAAUAUCACCAGUUCACGACAAUUCUUACACUGACAACAGUAUCCGUGUUUUUACGUAUUAACUAUUUACUGAAGCUGGUUGUCAUGAUUACUGGAGUGGUGGCGUUUGCGGUGAUCUUUGUAAUUGUCAAGCCCAACUUGUUGUACGUCGAAGACCUGGGCAUGAGCGACGGGAUGAUCGAAACCCUUUCGUUCUUCUACGAUGUGUCGUUUCUAGUGAUAUUUUUUAUUGUUCUUCAUGUCUUAGAUAGACAG